This is a messenger RNA of Oncorhynchus masou masou (cherry salmon), 2634 nucleotides long. RefSeq names its product zinc finger protein 436-like. The coding region runs from base 523 to 2010 and encodes 495 amino acids. The transcript is spliced from 4 exons. Gene Ontology annotation, molecular function: DNA-binding transcription factor activity; RNA polymerase II cis-regulatory region sequence-specific DNA binding. The record is from RefSeq and is a predicted model, not a curated record. Gene Ontology annotation, biological process: regulation of transcription by RNA polymerase II. Lineage: Eukaryota; Metazoa; Chordata; Actinopteri; Salmoniformes; Salmonidae.
UGUAUGAAGUAAAAGAGAACAUAACAUCUGGUUGUUUUAAAAUGACUUCUUAUGACAUUGUUCGCCAGAAUAAACGAUGGACUGGAGAUUUUACCAAUCUGCGUUACCCACUCCAGUCAGCAGAUGGCGAUGAGAGGCUUUCAGGUGAUGUUUCUUGCGUGACGUAUAAUCUAGUGGACGGAAAGCUUCAACGGCAGUAAAAGACUACUGAUUCAACCACUUCGUUAGCGCACAUUAAACCAGUCUUGUUAAUAUCAAUGUCAGUGUUUAUUAAACAUUAUUCUGUUUUACGUAUUGACUAGUUGAAAAAAAAGGUAUUUGCUUAUCUAGCUAGCUAACAUCCCGACCAUGAGCUCACUAAGAUAUUGUUCUUAUUGUUAACGUUACUGCACUAGGCUAAUCGCUAAUGCUAACUAUCUAGCUAACAUCCCGACCAUGAGCUCACUAAGAUAUUGUUCUUAUUGUUAAGGUUAAUGCACUAGGCUAAUCGCUAAUGCUAACUAUCUAGCUAACAUCCCGACCAUGAGCUCACUAAGAUAUUCGGAGAAAGAAGCUCGAGGGCUGAACAUCAUCGUAAAAGAAGAAGAGGAAGAAGCUUUAAGAAUAAAAAAGGAAGAAGAGGUGGAUAUUACAUUGAAAGAAGAGAAGGAACCUUUUGGAGUAAAAGAGGAAGAGGAGGCUAUCUCAAUAAAUGACGAGGAGGAGGAGACUGAAGAUCCUGUUAACACCAGAGAGAGACAUGACUAUCGUGGAUCCUCUGCGGAGCCUCAACAACAUCCUGAUGCUGACGAAGAAGAGAAGAGACUCUCCAGAUCAGAACACCAGAUGGACAACGCUAGCCCUUCCUCCCUCCCGGAGUACCCGUGUCGUGCCUCUCCCGGUAGCGCCUUACUGCUGGGUAUGAAGAGGUUGUCUGUGCUGCUGGUGGACUACAGGAAAACAACGGGGCUGAGUGGAACUGUGAGAGGAGGAGAAGAGAAGAAAGGAUCAGAUUUGACUCAUCAAAGAGAAAGACCAGACUCUGAGGAACCAGAGGAAGAAACGUCCAAACCGGCAAGACCAUACCACUGCUCCCAGUGUGCGAAGAGUUUUACCCAGUUAGGGAACAUGAAAAGACACGAGGGGGCACACACAGGUGAUAAACCUUACCACUGCUCCCAGUGUGGAAAGAGUUUUACCCAGAUAGGGUCCCUGAAAAAGCACAAGAGAAUACAUCCAGGAGAAAAGCCAUACCACUGCUCCCAGUGUGGAAAGAGUUUUAACCAGUCAAGGGACCUGAAAGAUCAUAAGAGAAUACAUACAGGAGAAAAGCGCCACCACUGUUCCCAGUGUGGAAAGAGUUUUACUCAGUUAGGGAGUCUGAAAAGUCAUAAGCGAAUACACUCUGGAGAGAAGCCUUAUCACUGCUCCAAAUGUGGAAUUGCUUUUUCAGUGUUAAAAACCUUGAAAAUGCAUGAGAGAAUACACACAGGUGAGAAGCCUUACCACUGUUCCUACUGUGGAAAGAGUUUUAGACAAUCGCAACAGCUGAAAAAACACGAGAGAAUACACACGGGAGAAAAGCCUUACCACUGUUCCCAGUGUGGAAUGAGUUUUAGGCAGUUAACGAGCCUCAAAGGUCAUAUGCAAAUGCACUCUGGAGAGAAGUCUAACACAUGUUCUCAUUGUGGAAAGAGUUUUCUGAGGUUAAGCAAUCUGAAAUCGCAUGAGCAUAUACACACAUACAACAAGGAAAAGCUCUACCAAUGUUCCUUCUGUGGAAAGUGGUUUUCCCAGUUAGAAGCCCUGAUUAUGCAUGACAGGACACACACAGGAGGGGAUAAGACCUACCACUGCUCCCAGUGUGGAAAAAGAUUUAAUUGGUUAAGGCACCUGAAUAAGCAUGAAAGAAUACAUACACAGGAGGAGAAGACAUACCACUGCUCUCAGUGUGGAAAGACAUUUUCCCAGUCAGAGGACCUGAAAUCACAUGAGAGAAUAGAGAGGCUGUGUUCUGACUUGUGUUUCUGACUGAUCAUUUGUGUUUUUGUUUCAUGCCACGUGAAAUCAAAUUGUAUGUAUGAAACCAGAAAAAAAGGUUUACUUUUGUUUGUUUUUUCAUUUUGAGACAUGAUCAUGUCUAAUAUCAGAUUAAAUAUUUAAAAUUGUCUAUUUGGUUUUGAUGAGCUUUGAUUGAUUUGAUAAGUAUAAACCCUCUGUUGUUCAUCAUAUGAUUUUCUAUUUGUUAAGGGAUUUUUUUAAUCAAUAAUGACUAAUUAUGUAUACAUUUCAAUCAGGACUGACUAAUCAGAAUACAAAUUAUGUUACUGUAUAUGUAUGAAUUUUCUUUUAAUCCUAGUACUGAAUAUAAUGUGUGUAAAUAUAAUCAAGAAUUAGAACAAUGACUGGUAGAAAUGAAUGAACUUAUCGUCGGACUGGCAAGAAUGCUUAUCUACACAGGUAGACCUUGGCUCGGUCAUAAAUUAUCUAAAUUGGUGGGAGACGAUGUGGGAAGGCUUGAGAACUAUACAGCCAUUGUACUGGUGUGGAGAAGAGACGGUACGAAGACUAAUGAUGUCAUUUUCAGUUUAUAACCCGUUGUAAAAUGUUUCAUGUUCAGUACUCUCGAGAAUAAAUGCUGCUGAUUGAUUUUGA